Messenger RNA from Cyphellophora attinorum, 1611 nucleotides. Its product is annotated as General alpha-glucoside permease. The transcript is spliced from 2 exons. Gene Ontology annotation, molecular function: carbohydrate:proton symporter activity. The record is from RefSeq and is a predicted model, not a curated record. Lineage: Eukaryota; Fungi; Ascomycota; Eurotiomycetes; Chaetothyriales; Cyphellophoraceae. Bases 1 to 1611 code for a protein of 536 amino acids. Gene Ontology annotation, biological process: carbohydrate transport; transmembrane transport. Gene Ontology annotation, cellular component: membrane.
AUGGGCGAGACCAACAACAUGGGCGUCCCGCAGGCUAUCACAGCCGAAACGAAGGCCGGCUCUACUGUCGAUCAUGUGGACAGUCAAGGUGCUGCUGUCGUCCUGUCUUCAGAAGUCAAUUCGACACGAGUAUGGAAUCCUUUGUUGAUCAUGUCAUGUGUGAGCUUCGGAGCCGCAUCCAUGCUGUUUGGCUAUGACGACAAGGUCGUCUCGCCGGUCGCAGCAAUGGAGACAUUUGUCGAGAAGUUCCAAGGACACCCCAAUUCCGCUGGAGCCCUGGCGCUUACCGCACGCAAUCAGAAUCUGGUCUUCUGCGUUCCUCUUGUUGGCGCCAUCGUGGGAGCAGCGGCGGCAGCGCCGUUGACGACACGGUACGGACGCAAGCUAGUGGUGAUAGGCGCAUACGUUCUGUCUCUCGGGGGCACCUUCCUGCAGGCGUUCGCCCCGACAAUGGCUGCAUUUGUGAUCGGACGCUUCUGGAACGGCAUCAUGAUUGCCCUCGGUUCGACUGUAUCCUAUCUGUACCUAUCGGAGAUCGUCCCAGCAAGAUACAGAGGGAUGGCGGUGACAUCCUCGAAUAUAUUCAACUUAGUUUCGGGUGUCAUCUCGACCGUCAUCUGCAACGCGACCCAUCAGCAGAACGGCGCAUCGUCCUACAGAAUUCCACUGGCUCUUCAGGCUGUAGCUCCUGCCAUUUUGAUCCCGAUUACUUUUUGCAUGCCUGAGUCUCCGUUGUGGCUGCUCACUCGAGGUCGGGAGACAGAGGCGCGACACAGCCUGCGAAGCGUCCGCGCAUACGAUGACACGCUGGUCGAUGACGAAUUGAGAGUGAUGAAGGCCGCCUACGACGCUGAACAAGCACUGAGUUCGGGUGUGAAGUUCUGGGAUCUCUUCAAGCGUGGCAAUAUUCAGCGUACUUUGGUCGCCGGGUCGAUGUACUCGGUCAACCAGUGCUCUGGUAUCAUCCUGAGCAGUACUUAUGCGACGAUCUUCCUCACCGCACUGGGGGUUGGGAACCCUUUCCAGUUAACCAUUGCAGCAUCAUGUUGCGUCCUUGCAGGGACCCUUGUCGCUCCGCUACUGGUCGAUCGUGUUGGGCGUCGCCCUCUCGCAAUCGUGGGAAUGUCUGUACUUCUGGUCAUAGACAUCACAGCGGGUACAUUGGCCUUCUACACGGACAAACCACAUGUGCCGAUCGCCAUCGCAGCACUGUCGUUCAUCUUCAAUGGCUUUUGGGCAGCCUCUUUCUAUGCACUCUCGGUCACAUUGCCGACAGAGAUUCCGAGGCCAGAGCUUCGGAACAUGACCACAUCUUAUACGCUCGCCUGCGCGUACACUACCGCGGUCAUCACGACAUUCGCUGUGCCUCAACUCGUCUCGGCAGAUGCAGCAAAUCUCGGCGCAAAGACGUACUUGGUCUUCGGAGGCAUCGUCGCUUUCAUACUCGCCUUCUACUACAUGCUUCUCCCGGAAACUGCUGGAAGGACUUUUGCCGAGAUCAACGAGCUGUACGAACGAGGCAUUCCACCGCGCAGCUGGAAAGGUACACAGACGUCGACAGAGAAUCAGCAGGCGAAAGUCGUCGAGAAGGGAGCGUUAAGUCAUGCUUGA